AUGCUCAUUGACGCUCUCCCCUUUGAGCUCUUGGCAGCAAUCCUGGGCAACCUCGAUGAUAGCACGGCCCUGACCUGCCGACGAGUCUCAAAAGCAUGGAAUCACGUCGCCCGCUCAGAUGCUGUACUGCGCAGCAUUUGCCAGAACAUGGGCUACCUCAAGUCCGGGCAAAGUCUCGAGGAGCUGCGUAGCCCUCAGCCUCGCCUUCUCGGCUCUCCGCUCACCUUAGGUCACCUUCAUAGCAGAGGCAAGCUGUACGGCCGUCCUGAGUCCGAUCUUGAGUCUUAUGAGACUUUCUUGAGGACAAGCUGCCUGUUGCGCGACGCGUGGCCUCACCACUAUGGUUCAAGCGGCUCGUCCAAUGACGGCAUGAAAGACUGGGCUGUACCUGCCAUCGUGAGGACCUACGACGAUAAUUUCCGGCCCAUGAGACGCUAUGGCAUGUGGAGAGUCAAGUACGAUGCUGCGGAAGACUGUUUCAUCCACACCCGCGGCAACGGACCUGGCAUUGGUGUGACCGAUGCCAGUACCGGAGAACUGCUCUUCUUCUAUCGCGGAGUCAGGCAGCGCGCUCACCUUGAGUACGACCAGGGCUGGGUAGUUCAUGAUACCCGCGGGAGAGAUCAUUUUCAAAUCUGGCGCUUCGAAAGAAUCGUUGAGGACGUGCAGCAGCCGCGUCGAGGGAUCUUGCGCAAGUACGGCUCUCUCCGAUGUCCUUACGGUGUGAGAGCCUAUAGGAUGCAUUUUCCACACCUUGCUGUGGCGACGCAGAACAGCCGCAUCGUAGUGUACAACGUCCCGGAGAAGAGGAUCGUUCAAGACCUACCUAUGUAUCCUGCCGAGGAGGCUACCCUGGCCGCCUCGUCUACAACCGCUUACAUUGAAUUUGAUCGAGAGUACAUAUUCGUACUCAGCGAAGUCAACACGACUCCAGAUUGGCUCGCCUCCCUAUUCAUCUACUCUCGAAGCAGUGGUUCUCGCGUCUGCCGUCUCAGCAGAGAGCAGCUCGAAUCCAAGGCGCCUUGUUACCUACGUCGACGUUUGGAUUCUGAUCACGAAUUUUCUUCUCUCGAAGGCGGUGCUGAGUGGAGGCAAGCGUACGCUGAGGAGAUAGACCGCUUGGCAACAGCCAGAGAUGAUGACGGCGGUCCCCAGUGGAGCAAUGGGCUGAGCGCUGUUCACCACGAUGAAAGUACUGGAGCGCUGAUCAUAUUGGGAAGUCAGGUCCUCUUCAUCAUACAGGACUACCAGGCCCUAUGCAAGCAGGCGUCUGAGCAAGAUGGUCAAGUGUCGAAUCUGAAAGCCAUGCGCAUAGUCUCGCAACGUCGCUGGUCCCAUCAGAGCACCUUGGCAGUUGCUGAAGGAAGACUUGCGUUUACUUACGAAUCCGGACUCAUGCUCGGCGACAUCCGCUCGCUGCUUUGGGCUAUUGAGACAAAAGCAUCGAGUCUACUUGACCAGACACUUUGGCAGUACGUCGACUUUUCCCUCGACUUUGAAAUGUGCCCCAGUCUGCACAUGGACUCGACCUCUCUCACGGCAGUGGGCGUAUUCAAUGACUACCUUCUCUCGUACGAACCUACCAUUGCAUCCACUCGAGAAGUCGAGGCGAAUCAAGCAAGGGAAGCUGAAAAUGACCCCGGAUGGGUGCGACACGAGGAUGACUUCACAGACGACGAAGACGAACCCUCGCAAAGAUUUGUCAGAUUCGACUUUGGCCACCUCUCGAGGACUGGAAUGCGCAGAGUGCCCGUGAAACGGCGCAGGCCGCCGCCGCAGACCUUGGGCACGAUCAUUUGCUACCCGGGCGCAAGGCCUUUGACCGAACUGCUGAAAUCGGGUGAGGUGCAAAUACCUGAAAAACGGGAAGUGUACGAUCAAGAGGAGUACGAAUCGGAAGAUUACGAGGAAGAGGAGCACGUAUCGGUAGGACACCAGGAAGAGGCCGAGGCGACAAGGGAGAACGUGCAGGCUCCACAAGAGAGCAACGAGGGUGUCUCGCGGCGAACCGAUCUUCCCGAGGCAGGCUCUCCAGAAGAGAACCCCACUAGUGCAACGCAGGGCGGCGAAUUGUGA
Molecule: messenger RNA, 2076 nt
Organism: Microstroma glucosiphilum
Lineage: Eukaryota; Fungi; Basidiomycota; Exobasidiomycetes; Microstromatales; Microstromataceae
Exons: 4
Coding region: 1-2076 (691 amino acids)
Molecular function (GO): protein binding
Source: RefSeq, a predicted model, not a curated record